This is a messenger RNA of Trichomycterus rosablanca, 950 nucleotides long. RefSeq names its product chromosome 11 C11orf58 homolog (gene c11h11orf58). The transcript has 5 exons. Bases 80 to 589 code for a protein of 169 amino acids. Lineage: Eukaryota; Metazoa; Chordata; Actinopteri; Siluriformes; Trichomycteridae. The record is from RefSeq and is a predicted model, not a curated record.
AGUUGAACACACCUAAUGUGUUGAAACGCGUUUGAAGCGAUUGCCAUGUUUUUGUCUUGGUAGUUUGUGUACGUGUAAAAUGAGUGAUUCUACUGAAAGGCUUCAAGGGACAAAACGAGCUGCUUCUCCCAAUGAAUCAGGAUCUGUACAGUGGGAGUCAGCAGAUCUGGGGACCGAUGAAAGGAAAAACAAGUUUUUGAGGCUAAUGGGGGCUAAAAAGAAAGAGCACACUGGACGCCUUGUAAUUGGAGAUCACAAAUCUACAUCAAAAGUUCGCACUGAUGCAGAAGAUCAGAGGAUCAGCUCUGAGCUGGAGCACCAGUAUCAGCAGGGUCUAGAUGGAAAGCUCUCAGGCCGGAACAGAAGACACUGUGGUCUGGGAUUUAGUGAGCCUGCUCCAAGACCUGAGAGUGUUAUUGAAUCAGAAAGGCCAGGAAAUGCAGACAGCUCUUCUGAACCGAUACAAGAACACCAAGAGGAGCCUGAAAAGAAAAAUGUUCCCAGUCAAGAUCAGGAAAACCCAAAAACCUCAGACUCAAAGGAAGACAGAAAAAAAAGUUUUAAAAUGUCAUUUGUCAAGGCUUCAUAAAGCUACAAAAAAGGUUCUUUUAACUGUCCUCCAGUUUUCUCUUCUUUAAACCUGGAAUUUUGAUUUCUCUUUUACAGACCAGAUUAUUUUUCAAGCACAUAAAUUCAACCUUUACUUUCCCAGUUCUGAGAAAACAACUGAUUUUUUUAAAAGUAUACAGACAUUAAUGUGCGUCAUAUAGAAACAUCAGUAUUGAAUGUAUGUAAAUAAUUUGUUUGCUAUCAAUAAAAAGAACAAUAAUGUAGUGUAAUGUUAAGCAUCUUUCAAAAUUCUGCAUUAGUACAAUUUGAGAAAUUCUUAGCCACCCUGAACCUGCAGUGGUCAGUGCUGCACCCACACUAAUAAAUGUUUUUUUAAUUAA